CAUCAGUGUCUUCACUCUUCGAUAUUCAGUUAUAUGGUGCACAGUACACGACGCUACGCUGCCAGUUGAAUAUUGAAACUUAUCUUAAGUCACUUAAAAGUAGUAAAUUUGACAGCCGAUACUUUUAGAUUUGACAGAUGAUGUGGCCUAACGACUUGUUCUUAUAAUUUUUUGGAAUUUAAAUUAAUAUUUAUUUCUUAUAAUAUCAUGUCAAGAUGAUUGUGAUAAAGACUAUUAUUUUUUCUAUGUUUAUUAUAGUUUGCUAUAGUAGAUUGCCCGAUAGAGUGUUUUGUGCAAAUGAAGAAUGUAAUGCACCAAUAUCCAAAGCCAAAACUCUUCUUAGUUAUAGCAGUCCAGAUUCUGAUCUCUUAUCAUUCAAAGGAAACUCAGAAGCAAUUAUAUCUAUGAAAUCAGCUGGAAAAAAUUCUGAUUUAUGGUAUGCCACUAUUAAUGGGAAGUCUGGUUUUGUUAAUACUAGAUUUUUAAGGGAGAUUAAAGUUUACACAAAAAAUUUAGUAGAGAUGCCCGUUGAGGUCAAACCCAUAAAAUCUAUAGUAAAACCUGAUAAAGUACAACAACCCCAUGAAGUGUUUGAAGGAACAACCAUAUACUCUCCAGAGCCUACUCUACCAGCUGAUGCAUCUAAAAUACAAGAAAUAUCUCAAAUAAGUGAAAACAUCCCUGAAUCUAUGCACAACAUUAACUUAGAAAGUAUGUUAAAAGAAACUGGUUCUGAAUCCUCCCCAUUAGAGAUGGUUAUUGAUUUAUCUAAUGAUAUGAACAAAGAAAUUACAAGUGAGCAAGAAACACCAAAUGAUUCUUUAGAAAAAGUAGAUGAAAGUAGAGCCUCUGAAAUCCAUUUCAAUAGUAAGCAAGAGCCACUUGAGUCAAUAAUAAAUCUAGAAUCUGAAGAAGUUUCUGAAACUACAGAAAGUGCUAUUAAGUCUCAUGAAACUUUGGAAUCACUUACACACCCUCCUCUACUUGAACAAAAGACUAGUGUCAAAGAUGAACCUCUAAUUGUCACUGAAACAGAACCAAAUAUUAGUGAACAGAAUACAUAUCUUGUAUCUAGUACAGAUAAAAGUAUCAAAGAUAAACCUCUGCUUGUCACUGAAACAGAACCAAAUAUUAGUGAACAGAAUGCAUACCUUGUAUCUAGUACAGAUAAAAGUGUCGAAAAUGAACCUCUGCUUGUCACCGAAACAGAACCAAAUAUUAGUGAACAGAAAGCAUAUUUUGUAUCUAGUACGGAUAAAAGUGUCAAGGAUGAACCUCUGCUUGCCACCAAAACAGAACCAAAUAUUAGUGAACAGAAAGCAUAUCUUGUAUCUAGUACAGAUAAAAGUGUCAAGGAUGAACCUCUGCUUGCCACCAAAACAGAACUCAAUAUUAGUGAACAGAAAGCAUAUCUUGUAUCUAGUACAGAUAAAAGUGUCAAGGAUGAACCUCUGCUUGCCACCAAAACAGAACCAAAUAUUAGUGAACAGAAAGCAGAUCUUGUAUCUAGUACAGAUAAAAGUGAAAUUUUACAAGAAGUAUCUAGUGAGAGCCCGUCCAUUCAAGAAAAUUUGGUAUCUAUUCAUAAUAAUUUAAUUCAACAAAAUGUCUCUAAUACACCAAAAAGUGAUAUUGCAACAGAAAAUAAUGGUACAAGCAGAAUAGAAGAUCACACAAGUAUUCAAAAUGAAAAGGCACAAACCAUAGAGCUUGAUAAUUUUUCAGAAAGCAGUACUAUAUCUCCAAACAGUGAGGCAACAACUAUAUCACCAGAAUUGGGGACAACUGUAGAGCCAACAAUACCAGCCAUAGUAACUGAAUAUACUAAUACUAUGGUGCAUGAGUCUAAACCUCAAGCAAUACCUGCGGCUGAUAUGAACUUACUUCUACAGGAAUUGCAAAAUAUGGAUACAACUACACUUAAAGUACCAUAUGUAGAUGCAACAUCUGAAGCAGCUAUUAAUAAAGAAGAUGCUUUAGCAGAAUCUGUUGCUACAGAUAGAUUACUUGAAAUUCAUACUGUAUCAACAACCACAGAGCAAUCACUAAUAGAAACUCAUUCAAACAGUGAACAAUCAAGCAAAUUAAAUACAGAACCUAAUAGUUCAGAUGAAGUUUUGACAACAACUGUGACAGAAACAUACAUAAGCAGCUCAACAGAAAGUUUAAUUGAAGAAAUAUUUACCUCUACAACAGAAUCACCACCAGUUGAAAGUGAAAAUGAAGGGUUCUUUUCUAAUAUGUAUUCGACUAUCGCAGAUAUCUUACCACUGUCUACGGAGGCCCCUCCUAAGGAAAUAUUUAAUCCUGAUCUAGUUGAGGCCCCAGAUGGUGAAUCAAGCUUUACCUUGACAUCAUAUCUUUUUACUAUGUUAAACUCAGUUAUUGGAAGUAAGGAACAAAGUAAUGCAUUGUAUCCUUCAUCUGGAGACACCUGUUUCUCUGAAGAAUAUUGUGAUGGUGAAACAUAUGGUCAGCGCAAUAGAUUUAUAACAUUCAUUCUGACUACAGCCACAUCUGUGCUUCUUUUCACUUUGGGAUAUUACUACAUUGAUAAUAAACGGCAAGACAGCAAAUUUAUUGGUACUAUAAACAAAUUACAGAGAGAAUUGCUUUUUGCUACCAAGGAGUGUGAGAUCCUUAAAGAGGAGCUUGGCACUACAAAAAACAAAUUAAACUCGAUCGAAGACAGUUCUUUUGGGAAAGACGACAUGGUGCAAUCAUUAAAAGAAGAAAUUGAUGAGAUGAAAGCACAAAACGAUAGACUUCGAAAAUCUUUAGAUGAUAAUGAGAAGUUGUUGAGGGUGUCUGAAAAUACUGCUGGCGAGCUGCAGAAUACUUUGAGUGAAGUAGAGAACACUCUGAGUGAGCUGUGGGGAGAGAGAGCACAAUCCGAGGAGCAAAUUGCUGAAUUGAAUGAGAGAAUACAGGUAUUUGAAGAGGAGCUAAUAUCUGUGACUCGGGAUAGAGACAAUUACCAACUGAAGUUUGCCUCAGCCGAGAGUGCGUUAGAUGACUACAAGAAGCAAAAGAAACUUCUAGAAGAUAUCAAUCAUCAACUCAUUGAAGCAAAUAAUACAAUUGAAUUGCACAAACAUGAAAUUGUUGCUUUGAAGGAUGCAUUGAAACAAGUAAAGGGCGGCGCUCAGUCUAACAUUGACGUGGCAUCUCUGAUAGAUCACACCGAAAUCAAAGCAAAAUUGUCUAAAGCACUUGAAGAAAGGGAGAGAUACAAAACUCAAUUUGAGGUGGAAGAGAAGGAAAGACGUUGUCUUGCAGAUGAAUUGAAGACCACACAAGAUUCACUGAAGACAACAAGCCAGCAGGCCACCGAAGCUCUUACAAGACUGGAUGUGCUCGGGAAGUACUUCCAAGAACGAGAGACUGAGUUGAUGAAGGAAUUAAGCACAAAGGAAUCUUUAUGGUUAAGCAAACAAGGCGAGUCGGCCAGCACUGUGGAGAAAAUUGAGUUGCUGCAACAAGAAGUUCAUAGAUUUAAGGAGAAAUGCGACACAUUAACCCUGGAAUUAGCCGAACAAGAGUCAGCUCGUCGCACCGCUAUCAGCGAGAUGGAGACUCGGGCCCACUCCGCCUGGCUCGAGGCUCGUCAGGCCAAGAGGGAGGCGGAUGCUGCCAAAGAUGAAGCGGCGGCCCUGAGAAGGAAGCUGGCCGCCAUGCAUCAGGCUGACGGUGCUGCCUCUCCCAAUAGAGGGGUAGCAUCUCCUCUGGAAGCGGUGGAUGGUCUACCUCCAGCUCUGCCGCUGGCCUUCCUGCCGCCCCCUUUGCUGCCGCCAUUGCCACGUCCGCCGCCGCUGGGACGACUGCCUUCACCCCACGGCCCAAGAUACAGCGAAAGGCGGUACUCGCCCGAUAGGCGGUACUCACCAGAGAGCCGGUACUCACCCGAAAGCAGAUACUCACCUGAAACUGUCCGGUAUUCACCAUCGAGACGAUAUUCGCCCAGGUCUCGCCGGUCUCCAUACUCACCCCGGUCGAGGCGGCGAUCGGUUGAGAGAUACGAAAGUGGGCGUGGCUCCAGAGGUCGCAAUGGUCCAGCGGACACCGAGACGGAAUACAACUCGGACAGUCCCACUAGAAGACCUAGGCGGCGAUACACUUCGCGCUCAGGUGCUAGUUCAGUUUCGGGUUGUUCCUCGGAGUCAGAAAAGUGAAUAUUUAUCGAAGCCAAAUUAAUUUAUUGGUAAGGGUUUUUGCAGCUCGAUGGCAACAACGAUUGUAUGGUAUCUCCACUAGUGUACACGAUGUAGUUUUAAAUUUAUGACCAGCACUAAACUUCAUGGCUUUUAUUUCGUUAAAGAUACGGUACAGCAGGCUUACCUCGCAACCUUAAUAGUGAUAAAUUCAGCGUCAUCAGCUGGAUUCUGAAUGAGAUAAACAAUCACUUUCGACGGUACUUUUAAAGAGUAACCACAUCAUUUAAUAUUACUUGGUUUCGGGUGAGAAAUGGGGUGCAUCCAUAUAAUAUCAUAAGUGGGUGAGUCUAUUGAAAACACAUAUGCAGUUAGUAGGUACGUGAUGACAACUGCAUAUAAUUUUGUCCAGUCAAUAGUAUGCCAGACACUAUUUUAUUACUUAUACAAACUCAUGUACCAGUGAAUUCAAACAUCUUCGGUAGAUACAAGAUAUAUUUAAGAUCUUUAUUCGUCACUAGAUGGCGCUUUUAACAAAUAUCUUUUCACCAUCUCGAUAAAGGCCUUGCAGUUUACUGCCUAUAAUUAUAACAUUUUAUAAACGCGAGACGAAACCAUACGUGCCUCACCAAUUCAUAAAACCUUGAAGUUAUUCUUUUGCUAAUGUACAUAGAAUUUAUUUAUGAUCCUAAUUUGUCGACGAAGUUGGAUAUGUCCAAGUAACAAUGUAUUUUUGUUUGUUAUCAGAAAUUACGUUUCGGGGCAUAAGUUAUCAGCACACUGUAUAAUGGAAUUUUAAAUACACACAUGCCAGCCAACUUUGUUUAUUAAAUUUGUCUGGUAAGAAUUUAAAUCAAAUAUUAGUUUUUUUUUUCGUUGACGUAUAUUUUAUGGUCCCUUUGGUUGUAACAAGUAACAUUGUCUCGUACUUGAGGCGGCGAUAGAGGACGCUUUACACUUAUGUACCUAUUUCACUAGUCCUUGCAAGACUUACAUAAAACCUUUUAUUUAUCUUAUAAUUCCACCGUUAAUAUUAUUUGCAUAAUUUGCGGAACUUCUUAUCUUUCCGAGUCACAUUUACAGCAAUUUUCCAACAAAUUUGUUGAGAAGAAAUGUGCCGAUCACUUUACAUUAUAUUUUAUAAUAAUGUUAUAGUCUUGUUUCUAACUACGUACGCUUAUUUAUGAGCGAAUACGUCUCCAAACGCAAAAUUCCCCUUCCAAGUGCGUAGGCAUUUUAGUACUUACGAACCUUCCUCUGUCAUUGACAUGCCCUUUAAUUUAUUUUUAAAUUGUUUUAUUAGGAAAUAAUGUACAUUGUAUUAGUAAUUAAAUAAAUUUUUAUUAUCAAAAACUU
Messenger RNA from Pieris brassicae (large cabbage white), 5507 nucleotides. RefSeq names its product transport and Golgi organization protein 1 (gene Tango1). Lineage: Eukaryota; Metazoa; Arthropoda; Insecta; Lepidoptera; Pieridae. The record is from RefSeq and is a predicted model, not a curated record. The coding region runs from base 216 to 4172 and encodes 1318 amino acids. The transcript is spliced from 13 exons. Gene Ontology annotation, cellular component: endoplasmic reticulum membrane; endoplasmic reticulum exit site. Gene Ontology annotation, molecular function: protein binding. Gene Ontology annotation, biological process: endoplasmic reticulum to Golgi vesicle-mediated transport; protein secretion; vesicle cargo loading.